CUUUUUGAGCGCACUGAUGCAUGACCUCACUCCACAUAGCAGCUUUCUUUUUGGUGCAUGGGGGGUAGCCUGAUUCCCAAGGCAACUGUUGCCAACGCAAAACUCUCAGUGAACGCACAGGCAUGUCACAGUUUAAUCUCUAACUAGUGCCAGUACAGUAAUUUGCUAUAUUUACUGUACAUUUGGAGUUGUGUUAUGAUUUACUAGAAAUCAGAAAUGCUACUUUAAAGAGAUAAUUCAUUUGUGCAGGCAUCAAGACUUAAGCUUCAUUCCAAAAAGACUACUCUGGUGGGCGAACAGAAGAAACAGCCUGAACUACAAAAUGAGACUACAGUCGCUGCCUGGUGGUCACUCCCAUGAUGUUUCCCAGCAUCUCAGACUCUGCCCGGCUGUGGACAAGCAGUCAGAGUAUUCCAAGACUGAACCCUUUACAUCCACCUUUGGUCUAUAAACGCACUGUCAGUCUGGAGACGCCAGCUGUUCACCACCACAACCACCAGAGGACACUGAUUAUGCAGAGGAGAGAGCACCACAGGUAUCAUCAAGUGUGGCGAAAACCUUUUUAUGGAACCAGCAGUGAGAGAGAAGAGUACAGGAAGGAGUUGCGAGAGCAGUUAAAGAAGCAGAUGGAGGAGAAAUGUACAGCUCUGAAGCUGCAGCUGGCCAGUAAAGUGAAGGAAGCAGAGUAUCUAAGAGAAGUGGACCACCUCGCCCUGUCCAGUGAAAGAGACUUAAGGAUCCAGCACAGCAAAGCAAUGACAGCGUACAGAGAUGAGAACAAGAGGCUAAUGGAGCAGAGCUGGAGGGACAGAGCACUAACACGUUCCCAGGAGACCCUAAAGGAGAGAGAGCUGCUGUGUCUCAACCCCAUUAACUGGAGUGGAACACUGAAAUAGAUGUAUCAACAUCCAGAAUCAAAACUUCAGACUCAGGCCUCACUGUAGCACUUGGGCAUGCAUAAGUGUCCGAUGAAAAUGGGAUGCAACAUAUAUAAUGUAAUGUAAAGAGCAGAGGAAGCUUGACAAAA
Molecule: messenger RNA, 1027 nt
Organism: Sander lucioperca (pikeperch)
Lineage: Eukaryota; Metazoa; Chordata; Actinopteri; Perciformes; Percidae
Exons: 6
Coding region: 357-896 (179 amino acids)
Source: RefSeq, a predicted model, not a curated record